This is a messenger RNA of Aegilops tauschii subsp. strangulata, 543 nucleotides long. Lineage: Eukaryota; Viridiplantae; Streptophyta; Magnoliopsida; Poales; Poaceae. The record is from RefSeq and is a predicted model, not a curated record.
AUGCCGCGCCAGAGCGUGUUCGCCGCCGCCGCCGCCUCCGAGUUCCACGGGAUCGCGCUCCGAAGAGCCCCCGAAGCCGUCGCCCUUGACCUCGUUCGCCGCCCGCCGGAGCUGCAGAGCACCGGGCUCUGCACCGCCUCGUCCCUGCCGCUCCAGUCGCCCCCGAGCUCCACCGAGACCACCCUCGACCUCGCCACGCUCCGCCGCAUCUCCCCGACGUCGCCGCCGCCGCCCAGGGCCACCGGAGCAGCCGCGCCGUCCCCGCCCGAGCCGCCGUUGUCCGUCGCCGUCGUCGCCACACUGAGCCCCGAAGCCGUCGCCCCUGACCUGGUUCGCCGCCCGCCGGAGCUGCAGAGCACCGGGCUCUGCACCGCCUCGUCCCCGCCGCUCCAGUCGCCCCCGAGCUCCACCGAGACCACCCUCGACCUCGCCACGCUCCGCCGCAUCUCCCCGACGUCGCCGCCGCCGCCCAGGACCACCGGAGCAGCCGCGCCGUCCCCGCCCGAGCCGCCGUUGUCCGUCGCCGUCGUCGCCACACUGUAA